AUGCGUACAGGAAAAAGGAAAAAGGAAGGCUACAGGCCAGGUACAAGUAUUGCAACUCAUCCUAUUGCUUUCUCAUUACCUAGCGAUGAAUUAGAAGAGGGGGUUCCGCAAUUUCGUGCAUCGUGGAACGCUCACAUUCGGGAUGCUACCAUGGAUGUAUCAUAUCCUCAUCAGGAAAUCCGCUCCAAAGUCGAUCUGUCAACGUGUUUUGCUACAGUAUGA
Messenger RNA from Botrytis fragariae, 222 nucleotides. RefSeq lists its product as uncharacterized. The record is from RefSeq and is a predicted model, not a curated record. NCBI's taxonomy places the organism in Eukaryota, Fungi, Ascomycota, Leotiomycetes, Helotiales, Sclerotiniaceae. The transcript has 3 exons. Bases 1 to 222 code for a protein of 73 amino acids.